Molecule: messenger RNA, 3920 nt
Organism: Nasonia vitripennis (jewel wasp)
Lineage: Eukaryota; Metazoa; Arthropoda; Insecta; Hymenoptera; Pteromalidae
Exons: 6
Coding region: 856-2853 (665 amino acids)
Biological process (GO): protein modification process
Cellular component (GO): cytoplasm
Molecular function (GO): protein-L-isoaspartate (D-aspartate) O-methyltransferase activity
Source: RefSeq, a predicted model, not a curated record
GCAUGUCAAAAGCCCUGUUUAAACUGCUUGCGCCGAAAGAAAGUGCAUCUGCAGUUGUUAUGAGAUACAAUAUAUCUAUAGCGAACAAUUCCGACACCGCCAAUCACCACCCAAUAACAAAAGAAACGUCGCACACGGAUGGAUUGCGCACAUACUCAGAACUGCGCUGUAAAAGUAUGCGUAAUUGCGUAUAUGCGCUCACAUAAUGUAGGUAUAGAAGUUUUACUACGCGAAACUUGCACGUCAGAGCCAGGGAGCGAGACAGACACACGACCUAACCUAACCUCGAAGUUGAGAGCCACACGAAGACAGAGACAGAACGACAAUAUAAACGAGUCGUAUAGCUUGAGUCUCGGAUGGAAACAGCAUAGGCCGAGCAGAAAGCUGCUCCAGUGAAGUGCGUCUCUCGGUGUGUAAGGAUAGCUGUACGCUAUAUACCUACCGGAUUGAUAAGUGGAAGUCGAACGUCUCGCGGGGAGGUGAUACGUCAAGGAAACUCAACCAAAAAUUCUUGUAAUUAUACGAUGUAGAGACACCAGUCGAACCGUCUACCGUGAUAUACGCGAGGAGAGAAUCCCAACUCCAUGAUCAGCUGAUGCGCCUAUCGACGUCGAGGGCAGCAUCAACAACAACAAUAACAAAGCCAGUGCAGAACGUCAGUCCAAAUUGAUUCCAGUCGACAAAAGACGAGUCAUCGAACGUUUUCGUAUGUUAUCGAGCGACUGAAUUAAGAAGUGCAAACGAAUCAGCAAACUCUAGAAGCAUAUCAUUAAAAUGCAGUCAACAAAGUUCUGAUCGUUGCAUCUCCACUGCGUUAUUCGAGUGAAUACAAUUGGACUGUUAUUUUUUGUAAAAAUGGGAGGUGCAUUUAGUAAUGGACAGGACAACGAUGAACUCGUAGAUAAUUUGGUGGAUACUGGCUAUAUCAGGUCAAAAAAGAUUGAGCAAGUCUUUAGAGCUGUGGAUAGGGGUGAUUACUUUCUCUCGUCUCACAGAGAAAGUGCUUAUAAAGACUUUGCUUGGAAGCACGGUAACAUACAUUUAUCAGCGCCAUGCAUUUAUUGCGAAGUCAUGGAAGAGCUUGCGCUGAAACCUGGCUUGAGUUUUUUAAAUCUUGGCUCAGGAACUGGUUAUCUUAGUACAAUGGCUGGCUUAUUGUUAACUCAUAGUGGUACAAAUCAUGGGGUGGAACUGCAUGAAGACUGUGUUAGAUACUCAUAUGAUAGACUUGAAGAAUUCAAGCAAAGAUCCCUUGCCUUAGAUGAAUUCGAUUUUUGUGAACCUGUGUUUGUUCAAGGAAACUGUUUGAGCAUUGUGCCUAAUAGGCGGUAUGACAGAGUUUACUGCGGAGCCACAUGUCCAGAGUCUCAUGAGGCUUUGAUAAAGGAGUUUGUGAAAGUUGGUGGCAUCUUGGUGAUGCCAUACAAAGACCAUUUAGUGAGAGCCAAGAGAAUCGAUGAAACCAAAUGGGAACUCGAAUCUAUGUUGCCAGUGUCUUUUGCCAAUUUAGUUGUACCUGCUUCAACUGAUGCAGCAUGCCGUUUACCCGACUGCAAUCCACUUUCACUGCAAGAGCUGUGCCGAGGCAAAAUUCGCCAUCGGUUGCGGCAGAAUGUCUGGUCAGAACAUACAGAUCUCGAAACCAGCAAGCCCAUCUCGUCGGAGCGCAACCGACCAAGUCCACCGCAUCGAGCGCUGCGUCAGUUUGUCAUUCCUAUUUUCGAGGAGUCGGACGAGAACCCCGCGGAAGAGGACGAGGAGGCUCGUGUGCACAGAACGCGGCUACUCCUUAACGUCGACGGUUCGCCCGGCGAGAACUUGCGCACCACUUUGCAGUUCGUGCGUGCCGCGAUGCAGCCCAACAACGAUCGCAAUGCCAGCGACGAACAAGUUUCGGCUGACGAGAGACGAUUCUCUCCUCCGAUCGCUCGUUCUCGCGCCUAUCAAUGGCUGGAGGAGGACGAUGAGCUUUCAAGCAGCACCGAAGAGGAUACUCGUUGUGAUACGAAUCUGAGCAAUGAACGGGACAGACGCGACUCUGGGCGCAGCUCCGAUCGUGCUACGACACAGCCUAACAGUCGAAAUACAAGCGACGAGUGUGAUCCUCCAGCUGACGUUGAUGAUGUUAAUAAUGUUAACCAUAACGAAGCUGAUGAUGUGAAUGAUGUUAAUGACUCUGCCAUUAACAUCAACUGGCCAGAAGAGGAAUGGGAAGCCGCGGAGCACUCGAGUAGCACGGAGGAGGAUACCAACUUUAGUAGCGAGCGAGAUAGACGCGACUCAGACUCGGCUUGGGAGAAGUCCCACUCGGAGAGCAACGCCCUGGAUCACAGCAGUGACAGGUUCAGAAGCAGGCCUGGACCAACGACUGGCUUGUCGGCGUACUCGAAUAUGAGUGAGAGUGAGAGCGAACAAGAGGAUAUCAGCGAUCGUAACGCAGCUUCGCGUUCGCCACUGCACCAGCCUUCAACGCUCGUGCAGCGCAAGAAGGUGAGUCGUAAGGACAAGGCAGACAGCGGCAUAGUCGAGGACGCCUGCAACACUGGCAACGACGAAGCUAGCUUUAGUUCAGAUUCGGACUUUGCGAACGGCACACCUGUGAAACACAAGCGCAGCAGUCCGUCGACGACGCCGCGCGUUAAUAAUCAUAACAACAAUGGUGGUAGUAAUGAUAACAGCUGCAGGCAGCGAAAUCGUCUGAGAAGGCUUGACUCCAGCGAAAACCCAUACAAUUUUAGCAACUUUCACUAUGUCGACACAAACGCAUUCUCAUCCUAUAUGAAGGAAAAAAUACAUCAACUGCCCUUACCUUACUCCCUCAAGCUGUACAUAAAUUAUAAUCGAAAUCUGUAAUUUUUUAGUAAGGGCAUCGUCACUUAGUGCGUAGCUCGAGUUGUUAAUCGGAGGUUAAAUUCUGUACGUAAGGUGGCUCGAGUUUCUGGUGCUAAAGAGUGGCAGCUGUAUAUCGCGUUCAGUUUAGUUGAAAAGUUAAUUAGACACUUUUCGGGUGACAGGGACCUUUCAAUCAACGUUUUUUUUUUUGUAGCUUAUAGAUAUUAAUAUAUGCAUACUUUUUGUGGUAGAAUUAAAAUUAUUGCAGACUCUAUAAUUAAGUGGCGAUUUGUAGAGCCGUGAACGUUUAAACCUCUUUUUAUGUCAAUUUUAACACCAAAUUUCAUGCAGCGUAUAUGUAAAAGAAAAAUUUAUCAAGUGCAACUUCUAUGCGAAUGUAAAUAUUAAAAAGCGCUGCGGAUUCUCUGCCUUUCAUAACAUUGAUCAUCGAUUUUUCUAACCGUGGGCGUGUUUUAAGGAUAUUCUUAGAAGAUACUAAGCGAGCUGAAAUAAUUUUACCUAUUUCAUUUUCGUCCCUUCAAUACCCUCUCUCGGUGGCUAGAAGUGCCGCAGUAAGAGUGUCAGUUACCGACUGAGUGACUGUGCCACUGUUGAAUCCCAAUUAGUUUUUUUUUUAUAUUACUAUUUUAUUCGAUUUAGUUAGAUUAUUAAAAGAUUUAUUUAAAAUAUAUUAUGUGUUAUCAACCAUUGAGAGUAUAAUUUUCAAGUAUUUAUCACGGUCUUAUGAUAAGUUAUAAUUUAGGAUAAGGGUUGAAAAUAUAUCUAUAGUUUAUUAAAUGUAUUUACUUGGCAUUUAAAAGCAAUGAUUAGUCUUUUAAUUAAAUGUGUGAUUAUGUGGUGAUAGCCGAUAAGAGUUCAAAGCAACAUUGAGCGAAAUUCAUCUGGUCUUUUUGUAUGAUUAUUAAGAAUUAUUCCUAUGUCUGUUAGUAUUUACUCUUUCUCUUAAUGUUUAUAAAACAAAAAGCUAGGUUUAUGAAAUUGACAAAAAGGUACUUUUUUAGAUAAAUCAUGUAGGCGAUUCACGCGUUUAUAAUAAAAGUUUUAUAAUAAAAAUAUAAAAUUUUAAA